AUGGGGCUAACAAUUAGUACCCCAUACCGAAGAGAAGACGACCCUCAUACCUACGAGGGAUUUGAAGAUCCAAAACCAUGGCGAGUGGCCAAUCAUUUUCGAUACGCCAGCCGUCCUCUAAAGCCACAUUCAAUUAUGUCAUCUGACUCAAAUCUGGCCUGA
This is a messenger RNA of Penicillium expansum, 162 nucleotides long. RefSeq lists its product as uncharacterized. The record is from RefSeq and is a predicted model, not a curated record. Lineage: Eukaryota; Fungi; Ascomycota; Eurotiomycetes; Eurotiales; Aspergillaceae. The transcript has a single exon. Bases 1 to 162 code for a protein of 53 amino acids.